AUGGGGACAGUCGGGCGUACGGGGUCCAUAAAGAUGGCGAAGAGGUGUCUCGCUCUCCCGCAGUUUGCUAGGCGUAUUGGUCCCUCUGCUCUUGAAUUCGUCUGUCCUUUUGUAAGAAGCCGGGCUCUUGGCUAUGGGUACGUGUCGCCUGACGCUAGGUCGCAGGGGCAUAUCCAACGGGGUGAAAUUAGCAUGAGCUGUUCAGGUCAGAGGCUACUGUCAGCUUUUUCAGGCCCAAGCUUUAUCGUGUCCAGAUUGGCCUUCUUCACUGAGGGAAUUUUUUUAUUUGGGGGCCACUGUGAGCUGGGGGCGGGGGCAGCUCACACUUACGUGAUGAAGUCAAUGCAACCGAUUUUGCCAUGGAACGUUGUACUUUGUAGGAGGUCGCCCUCGCGACAAAGGAGGAGAAGAUCCUCACAAAAUACUCGAGCCAUUUCGUCCGUCUACCACGCAUUGGACCCGUGCUCUCGCUUCUGGACGGCAAUUGACAGGAACAACGAAGAAGGGGACGCGAAGGGAAGUGAAGGAGCCGGGACUAAGCGAGGAAAGUAUUUGCCACCGCUGUUGGAUUGA
Marchantia polymorpha subsp. ruderalis is the source of this 573-nucleotide messenger RNA. Lineage: Eukaryota; Viridiplantae; Streptophyta; Marchantiopsida; Marchantiales; Marchantiaceae. The record is from the annotation of a GenBank genome assembly.